AGAGCAGAAAGACAAACUCGAAUUAUGGAUUCAGCUCAAUAUGCAGAAUUCUGUGAAAGUCGACAUUUAAGUUUCUACAAAAAAGCUUCCAAAUUUCGAGAUUGGCUGGACUGCAGCAGUAUGGAGAUAAAACCCAAUGUUAUUGCUAUGGAAAUCUUAGCAUAUUUAGCAUAUGAAACUGUGGCACAGUUAGUAGAUCUGGCUCUUCUUGUGAGGCAGGACAUGGUAACCAAGGCAGGAGACCCCUUCAGCCAUGCCAUUUCUGCAACCUUCAUUCAGUAUCACAACUCUGCUGAGGGGUCUUGCAUGAAGUCCUGCCCAGAAUCUCCUGAGAACACACCUCCUCCUACACCAACAGCUCCAUCAUCUGGGUCACAGCACUCAGGGAAAACUACAUCAGGAUCUCUAGGGAAUGGGAGUGCUGGACAAGAUUCAGCUAAGACCAAGCAAAGGAAAAGAAAAAAGAGCACUGCGGCCUGUGGUGUUGAGGCUCACAGCGAUGCCAUCCAGCCCUGCCACAUCAGAGAGGCCGUUCGACGCUACAGCCACAAGAUUGGCCCACUUUCCCCAUUCACAAGUGCCUACCGCAGGAAUGGGAUGGCUUUUCUAGCCUGCUGAUUCCUCAGGCCCAUCUCCCCGCCACAUGCCCAUUGAGAAGCCAAGGAAUCACAGUCACUAAAGGGGAGCAGCAUUUCCACAACUGGAUUGGAAGUGUGUGCUGGCAGUUUCUUGCUGGUAGCAGCUGAGCUACUCUUCUGGAAUCUAUACUUUCUCCAGUAAAUGAGGAACUGUAACUCUUGGGAACAAACCAAAACAUGGCAGAUAUAAUUGUACAGUUCCUGAUUAAACAGAAUUGCAAAAAAGGAAGUUAUUUCUUUAAUUCUGUGGGAGUUUUGUAUAAUUUUACUUUUAUCAUAAUUUUUUCACACGCUUGAAACAGGCUUUGUGAAAAAUAAUAAAAUGAGAAAUGUGAAAGA
This is a messenger RNA of Carlito syrichta (Philippine tarsier), 977 nucleotides long. RefSeq names its product SPT3 homolog, SAGA and STAGA complex component (gene SUPT3H). The record is from RefSeq and is a predicted model, not a curated record. Bases 25 to 618 code for a protein of 197 amino acids. Gene Ontology annotation, molecular function: transcription coactivator activity. The transcript has 7 exons. NCBI's taxonomy places the organism in Eukaryota, Metazoa, Chordata, Mammalia, Primates, Tarsiidae. Gene Ontology annotation, biological process: transcription by RNA polymerase II.